UCCGGUCCCGGCGGAAGUCCCGCUGGCAGACCGGGAAGUAGCUGAAGGCUGGGAGAUGGCAGUUUUGGAGGCCCCGCUCCCGGGUAGACCCGAGGCCACGAUGCCCCCGCGGUAGACCGGACCAGUGUGGCGGGGUUCGGGUCCCGAGCAGGGAUGGAAGGGUCUAAGACAACCAGCAGCACCAUGCAGGUGAGCUUCGUGUGUCAGCGCUGCAGCCAGCCCCUAAAACUGGACACGAGCUUCAAGAUCCUGGACCGUGUCACCAUCCAGGAGCUCACAGCUCCAUUACUUGCCACAGCCCAGGUGAAACCAGGAGAGACCCAGGAGGAAGAGGCUAACUCAGGAGAGGAGCCAUUUAUUGAAACUCGCCAGGAUGGUGUCUCUCGCAGAUUCAUCCCCCCAGCCAGUCCAUCCAGGCCAACCUUCGUGCUGAGUGCCCCUGUGGAAGACCAGCAUGGCCUUCCCUUGGGAGAGAGGAUGAUGUCUACAGAAAGUGCCAACAGCUUCACUCUGAUCGGGGAGGCAUCUGAUGGCGGCACCAUGGAGAACCUCAGCCGAAGACUGAAGGUCACUGGGGACCUUUUUGACAUCAUGUCAGGCCAGACAGAUGUGGAUCACCCACUGUGUGAGGAAUGCACAGAUACUCUUUUAGACCAGCUGGACACUCAGCUGAACGUCACUGAAAAUGAGUGUCAGAACUACAAACGCUGUUUGGAGAUGUUAGAGCAAAUGAAUGAAGAUGACAGCGAACAGCUCCAGAUGGAGCUAAAUGAGCUGGCAUUAGAAGAGGAGAGGCUGAUCCAAGAGCUGGAAGAUGUGGAAAAGAACCGUAAGAUAGUGGCAGAAAAUCUCGAGAAGGUCCAGGCUGAGGCUGAGAGAUUGGAUCAGGAGGAAGCUCAGUAUCAAAGGGAAUACAGUGAAUUUAAACGACAACAGCUGGAACUGGAUGAUGAGCUGAAGAGUGUAGAAAACCAGAUGCGUUAUGCCCAGAUGCAGCUGGACAAGCUGAAGAAAACCAAUGUCUUUAAUGCGACCUUCCACAUUUGGCACAGUGGACAAUUUGGCACAAUCAAUAACUUCAGACUGGGUCGCCUGCCCAGUGUUCCUGUGGAAUGGAAUGAGAUUAAUGCUGCUUGGGGCCAGACAGUGUUGCUGCUCCAUGCACUGGCCAAUAAGAUGGGUCUGAAAUUUCAGAGGUAUCGACUUGUUCCCUAUGGAAACCAUUCAUAUUUGGAGUCUCUGACAGACAAAUCUAAGGAGCUGCCGUUAUACUGUUCUGGGGGGCUGCGGUUUUUCUGGGACAACAAGUUUGACCAUGCAAUGGUGGCUUUCCUGGACUGUGUGCAGCAGUUCAAAGAAGAGGUUGAGAAAGGCGAGACACGUUUUUGUCUUCCUUACAGGAUGGAUGUAGAGAAAGGCAAGAUUGAAGACACAGGAGGCAGUGGUGGCUCCUAUUCCAUCAAAACCCAGUUUAACUCUGAGGAACAGUGGACAAAAGCUCUCAAGUUCAUGCUGACAAAUCUGAAGUGGGGUCUUGCUUGGGUAUCCUCGCAGUUUUAUAACAAAUGACUGACUUUCUUUUUUCCUUAGGGGGCUGUUUGCCUUAAGGCUUUAUUUUGUUUUGUUUGCAAAAAAAAAAAAGUUUUAAAUUAAAUUCGGGUACUAUUAAGCAGCACAUGUUUACAAUACCAAAAAAAAAAAAAAUCCACAAAAGCCACUUUAUUUUGAAAUAUCAUAUGACAUAUAGUGUGCAGAGCUACAACAUGCCAUGUAUAGCGACCAGCCUUUGUCAUAGUUUUGACUAUUAACCCAAUGCCUUCCUUUCCUUCUGUCCCCUCAAAACAACUAAUUUAAGUUUGCUUUUUUUAAAAAACUGAGUUGAAUUGAGAUUGAUGUGUUUUCACUGGAUUUUAUCUCUCAACUUCCUGCACUUAAAAUAUGAAAUAGAAACUUCUGUCUCCACUGAGACAACGAUAUGUGUGAGAUGCAGUUGGAUAAUGUGAGAAAAUGACAUAUAAGCUUUGGUCACCUUGUGAUGUGAUCAGAAGCUUGAAAUUUAACACUUCUCACUCGGUUCUAGUACUGAAUGCUUACUCUGCUCUGUGUUAGAGAUAUGAAACAAUGUUUGAUACUGUUUGAGACAUUAUGGAAAGAUUUAAUUAUUUGUAAUAAAAGAUUUACUGAAGUCUGAUAA
This is a messenger RNA of Camelus dromedarius (Arabian camel), 2194 nucleotides long. RefSeq names its product beclin 1 (gene BECN1). The transcript is spliced from 13 exons. Lineage: Eukaryota; Metazoa; Chordata; Mammalia; Artiodactyla; Camelidae. Gene Ontology annotation, biological process: autophagy; cellular response to nitrogen starvation; late endosome to vacuole transport. Gene Ontology annotation, cellular component: phagophore assembly site; phosphatidylinositol 3-kinase complex, class III, type I; phosphatidylinositol 3-kinase complex, class III, type II. The record is from RefSeq and is a predicted model, not a curated record. The coding region runs from base 154 to 1569 and encodes 471 amino acids.